ACUCUGUCCGGGGGGGUGGGGGUGUUUAGAUAUGUUUAAACCCGCUGUUUUACCCGUCAGUGCCCCGCCAUGGACCCGCCUCUGCGAAAGAAGAGAAAAGGAAAGUAGCAAUGACAAAAAAAAAAAAAAAAAAAAAAAAAAAAACUGUAAACGAUAGGAGAACAAGACGAAGAAAGGAAGGGAAAAGAGAAAGAAAAAGCAGCACUCCCUCGUCUGUUCGCUUUUCUCACUCACUUCCUCACCUCCCCCUGUCUGUCUUGCUCUCUCCCUCUCCCUGUCCUUCACUCACUCACUCACUCUGUCUCUCCGUCGUUCACUUCACCAAGAAGAAGAAAAAAAAACCAUGAAGGAAAAGGAAGGACACUUCUCCGGACGCGUCGGAGUCGAGUGAAAGUUUUUGUCGAAGGAUAGAGGAAGCAGGAGGACGUGGACGGGAAGGAAAGACUCAAUUCAAGUGCGAUACGCGAAUCGAGCGAGCAUAUGGAGUCAUAAACUGUAACCGACUGGAACACAUUGUAACGAGCUCGCGUGCUCGUUCAUGUGUGACUCAGAGCUGAGCGACUUUCACACACUCGCUCCUCUUUCUUCUUCUUUUCUCCCGUCAAGUUCGCGCGGUCAUCACUGGAGUCGGAAACUCGGGUCAGGUUCCCUCCCAGAAAAGUGUGUGUGUGUGUGUGUGUGCGCGCGCGGGGGGGAAAGAGUGUGACAGUAGUGUGGAUCUGAGCGAGACGAGGACAGGCUGUUACAGCAGCCAUGGCCGGGGCGAAACCGGGAGUGCACGCGCUCCAGCUCAAACCGGUCUCCGUGCACGAAAUCCUCAAAACGGGAAGCAAGUUUAUCAAAUGGGACGAGCUCAAGGGUCCCUGGUCCCAUCCUAAGCUUGAGGUGCUGUCUGUGCAGAAUUUCUCGUGUGUCUGAGUGGGUUUCUUCAGAGUUCUCCAUUCUCCUCCCACCUGCCAAAGACAUACCGAGGGUGCUGGGGAGCCUGGACUCUAUCCCAGAGAACUCGGGACACAAGGUUUGGGACACCCUGGACGGAGUGCCAACCCAUCACAGGGCACAAUCACAGACACAUUCGUACACUACGGACAAUUUGGAAAUGCCAAUCAGUGUACAAACGCGUGUCUUUGGACUGGGGAGGAAACCAGAGUACUCAGAGGAAACCCCUGAAACAUGGGGAGAAUAUGGGAACUCCGCGCACACCGGACGCAGGACCCCAACAGCGGCCAGCCCACUCUGGUCACCCUGAAAGUUGACCCUGAGGGAUUCUUCCUCUACUGGUUCAGUGGAUCAAACGUGGAGACCGAGAUCGUGGACAUCAGCCAUAUCAGAGACACCAGAACAGGGAAGUUUGCCAAGAUACCAAAGGAUUCACGUGUGCGUGACGUGCUGGGCUUUGGAAAACCAGAGGGCAAUGCGGAGGCUAAGCUAGUAACAGUCGUCUACGGCAACGACCUGGUUAACCUCUCCUUCCUUAACUUCCAGGCCAUGGAGGUGGACAUUGCCAAGGUGUGGACUGAAGAGCUGUUUAAACUUGCCACAAACAUACUGUCCCACAAUGCCUCACGCAACACCUUCUUACUCAAGGCAUACACCAAGCUAACAGUGCAGGUCACCCAGGAUGGGAAAAUCCCACUAAAGAAUAUUCUGAAGCUGUUUUCUGACAAGAAGCGAGUGGAGUCAGCGCUGGAGCAGUUCAACCCAAUGGCUAACAGGGCAGACGGGAUCAAGCUGGAGGAGUUCACCUGGGAAAAGUUCCAGAGCUUCGUGAACAACCUGUCUGUGAGGCCCGAGAUCGACCGCAUCUUCGUGCAGCUUGGCUCUAAAGGGAAGCCCUUUCUAUCCCUGGAUCAGAUGUUGGACUUCAUCAACCGUAAGCAAAGGGAUUCGCGGCUGAACGAGGUGCUUUACCCACCUCUCAAGCGAGAGCAGGUACGACAGCUCAUGGAAAAAUACGAGGCUAACGCCCGCCAGCUGGAAAGAGACCAGAUCUCUCUAAUGAGUUUCAGUAAAUAUCUGGGAGGAGAGGAAAACGCAGUGGUUCCCUCCGAGAGGUUCGACAUCAUGGACGAUAUGACCCAGCCGCUGUCUCAUUAUUUUAUCAACUCUUCGCACAACACCUACCUCACAGUGGGUCAGUUAACAGGUCUGUCCUCAGUGGAGAUGUACAGACAGGUUUUGCUCACCGGGUGCCGUUGUAUCGAGCUGGACUGCUGGAAAGGUCGUCCACCUGAUGAGGAGCCCAUUAUUACACACGGCUUCACCAUGACAACCGAAAUCCCCUUCAAGGAGGUGAUUGAAGCCAUCGCUGAGAGUGCCUUUAAGACCUCUCCUUACCCCCUCAUCCUGUCCUUCGAGAAUCAUGUCGACUCUGCACGGCAGCAGGCUAAGAUGGCGGAAUACUGUCGUUCCAUAUUUGGUGACGCGUUGCUCAUCGAUCCUUUAGAGAAAUACCCGCUGGUCCCAGGUCAGCCUCUGCCCAGUCCUCAGGAGCUGUUGGGGAAAAUCCUGAUAAAGAACAAGAAGAAGCAUCACUACCGCACAGCUAACGGAGGCAGUGUCAGACGCAAGGAGGGAGCAGACGAGCAGGGCUCAUCUCUUAACGAUGCGCCAUUGCCUGAAGGGGAGACAAGCCAGAUCAUGUCCAAUGGGGGCGAGAAGCUUGCAGAGAGGAUGAGCAAAGACAUUGACAUGCGGAAGUCCAUUGAUCGGGGAGAUGGGGAUAGUGAUGACGAGGAGGAGGAAGAGCCAGUGGCAGACCCCAAAAAGCACCAUUCAGAUGAGGGAACAGCAUACAGUGAAGUCAAUGCUACAGAAGAGAUGUCCACACUGGUCAACUACAUUGAACCAGUCAAAUUCAAAUCCUUUGAAGCAGCAACCAAAAGGAACAAGUAUUUUGAAAUGUCAUCCUUUGUGGAGACCAAAGGCAUGGACACACUGAAGAAUUCCCCCAUUGAAUUUGUGGAAUACAAUAAGAAGCAGUUGAGUCGGAUCUAUCCCAAAGGCACGCGCGUGGACUCCAGUAACUAUAUGCCUCAGCUUUUCUGGAAUGUUGGCUGCCAGAUGGUGGCGCUAAACUUCCAGACUCUCGAUCUGCCUAUGCAGCUAAACAUGGGUGUGUUCGAGUAUAACGGCCACAGUGGCUACCUGCUCAAGCCUGAGUUCAUGAGGCGCGCAGACAAACACUUUGACCCCUUCACUGAGAACAUAGUGGAUGGCAUCGUGGCUAAUACUGUCAAGAUCAAGAUUAUGUCCGGUCAGUUUCUGACUGAUAAGAAGGUGGGUGUGUAUGUUGAGGUGGACAUGUUUGGACUGCCUACUGACACCAAGAGGAAGUACCGCACCAAAACCUCUAAUAACAACUCGAUGGACCCCGUCUGGGAGGAAGAGCCUUUCGUCUUUAUUAAGGUGGUGUUGCCCACACUAGCAUCACUAAGAGUAGCUGUCUUUGAAGAGAAUGGGAAGUUCGUAGGCCAUCGGAUCUUACCAGUGGUGGCUUUACGUUCAGGAUACCAUUACAUUAAUCUGAAGAAUGAGCUCAAUCAGCCACUCCUGCUAGCCUCUCUCUUUGUAUACACUGAAGUUCAGGACUACAUUCCCAAUGAGCACCAAGAGUAUGCCGAGGCUCUGACCAAUCCAAUCAAGCAUGUGCUGGAUCAGAGAGAGAGGCAGCUGGCUGUUCUCAUUGAGGACAACAACGAGGUCAAUAAGCGAGUCCACGUAAAGCCAGAUGAAGGAGAGAAACCGGAUUUCAGCAUUUCACCUAAUGUUGAGUGCACGUUCAUUUUGCCUCCAGCGCCCCUCCCACCUGCGGUGGCUGAAGUAUUGACUGCUCCAGCCCAGAAAGAAGACCUGGUCCUCAAUAUAUUAACAGUGGUAGAGCCUCAGUCCAUUGAAGAGCUGAAGCAGCACAAGUCCUAUGUGAAAUUGUUGAAGAAACAGUGCAAAGAACUGAAGGAGCUCCGCAAGAAGCACCUCAAAAAGGUGUGGGCCCUCAGUAAGGAGCAGAAGAUGAGAUGCAACCAGCUGAACUUGGACAUACAGAGACGCAAGAGUCAAGUGGAGAAAAAGCUGCGGCUCAGCGUGAAGAAAAAUGAGCCUGAGGAGUCUGUGAGGACUGAGCUGAGUGCUCUGGAGGUGGAGCUGGAAAAGCAGACCGUGCAACUGAGAGAGUGGCAGAUGCAGGAGCUACUUGAACUGCGAAAGAAACAACAUCAGCUGGAAAGAGAAAAGAAAUAUGCUCAUCUUGAAGAGUCGUUUAAGAAACUAAAAGUAGUCGCUGAGGAUUGCCAGAUAAACCAGAUCAAGAAACUCAAGGACAUAUGUGACAAAGAGAAGAAGGAGUUGCAGAAGAUUUUAGACAGAAAAAGGCAGAACAGCAUUAUUGAAGCCAAGAAGGGGGAUAAAGACAAGGCUGAGUCGGAAGUGAACGAGAUAAAUAAAAAGCAUAUCCAGGACUCCGUGAAUUCACUGCGCAAGUUGGAUGAAACUCAGGAGAAACGGCAGGAGAAGCUGAAGAACCAGCAGAGAGAGCUCUUACAGAAAAUAGACGAGGAGCAACCACUGCACCGGCUACGAUUGGAGCGCGACUGCGACGCCGAGCUCGAGCGCUUACCCGAGGAGAUCUGCUGCUACCUGCAGGGCGAGCUAGAGAGCAAAGGCCUGCGCAACGAUGCCCUGUUGGGCCAACUAUCCAACCACAACAGUGCUGGCUCGGGCCCACCCUCCAACUGCAGCACGCCCCCUUUCAACUCGCCCUAUCACAACUCAAGCCUGGAUAACAGCACAGCCUCGCUGGGCGACUCCUCAUCCUCCAGCACCAUCACGUCUGAAUCGGAGCUCACGGCCAUCUAACUCCUACUUUAUCACUCCUGUCUCAUCAUGCCAUUUUUCUCACUGGAUUACGGUGAUAGAAGUAGUAUUACUGAAAGGUGUUUAAAUGUUUUUAAAGGAUUUCAGUAAUGUUUUAUUUGUCACAUACCCCCUUUGUAGUUCGCAUCUUUUUUUAAUUUUUUAAUUAUUUUUUUUUUCUUUUAACCAAAGUUCUUUUGGAUUGUUCUCUUGCUUUAACCAUAAAAUAUAUACCCAUGUCUGUGUUAAGCACUUGUGGAAUGGAGGGAAAGUUGUUUGUUUUGUUUUUAAACAAGAGAGACUCUUAUUUAUUUCUGUGGUAUGAUAUGAUGGAGAUGGGAGCGUUCACUGUAGUGCUCUGCAUUGUCCAGCAGGUGGCAGUGUGGCUUUAGUGGUGGAGUGAGUUUAGUGACUGGGAGUUACGAACGCAAGGCGUAAUCUGAAUGGUACUUGUUUACAUAAUAAUGCACAGAUGGGCAAUCCUAUAAGCCAGGCCAUCAUCUCUCCUCCCUACGGGACUAUAAAGUUAAUUCCCACUGCAUAUUUCUGCAGCGUCCGAAACACAUCACCGUAAUUGAUAUUGUGUGUGUGUGUGUGUGUGUGUGUGUGUGUGUGUGUGUGUGUGUGUGUUUGGUGGGCCUUGGGGGGUGCAAGAGAAAGAUUAUGGAUGUGAUGAAUAUUGUUUUGUUUUUGUCUUUUUCCAGUAAUGCAUAGUUCCCCCUCCCCCGUCUCCCCCAUCCUCCUUUAUCCCACCAUCACUCCAUAUAUAUGUCUCUCUCGUUCCUUACAGCUCUGUGUGCGGUGUGGCUUAAUCUAAUCCCUGCUCUAAUUCUGUGUGUAAUUGGUGUGCCAAUCCCAUGCACUGCACUUCCAAAACCACUUCCGUUCAGGAAACUGGACGUUGUUUCUGUUGUUCAUGUCAACUCUUCACACUCUGAAUAAUUCGCUAAUUCCUGGUGCUUGGUUUAAUAGAAUGUGAAGCUAGAAGAGUGUGUGGUAUGAGGGGUCAGGUGUAGCCAGUUUUAGCCAUGUUACCGUACAUACAUGAACGUGCAGUACGUGUGUAUACGUUUAUAGGGUUCAACUCGUUUUAUCUUAGAACUUUUAAUGUAUUCGCAUUUUAGGUUGGGUCUCAAAUGGGGAUCUGGUUUUUCUGAACCUGUAGUUCAUCUCCAUUAUGCUUUCUUCUUCUCGCUGGCAAUUCAAAGAGGCUCCAGAGACGGCAGGUCAUAUUUCCUCAUCGGCCCGUAUAAAUGAGGGCUCUGGAUCGGCCAGACGACUUAUUACAAUUGCACUUUUGGAUGGAAUGGGGUUGUUUACUAUGAAUGGGGGAAAAAAUAAGCCAGUAGGCUACAGAAUUCCAAUUGCAGGGAGGCAGAAUAUAGCAGCUUCAACAGAUGUGUUUUAGAAAUGAAGGGAUACAUCAAUCCCACAUGGGGCUGCCACUAGCUUGAACCUAUGGAUUAGUGUUGAAUCGGAUUUGACAUAGUUACCAAUCUGUUCCACGCGUAUUUAUAUCGUGCUCCAUCACGCCCUGUUGUGUUUCACAUCACAUUGCAACAGAUCCUCACUCCCCGCCCCCCAGCCCCACCCCCACCCCACCCCACCCCAGAGAAUCAGCUUGGUUACUUAGAGCAUGCUAGUAUCAGAUUAGUUAGAAAUUGAUGUGAAAAUGAAAAAAUGGGAUAGGUACAUCUUUAUGGAAAACCUUUGGAUAUUUUAAGCUAGCCAAAAAUGAUUUCUAACAAUAUGUUGAUUACAAUAUGCUUAGUGGUUAGCGAAUUUGCCUCGCACCUCCAAUGGUUCAAACCCUGACUCCACCCUGUGUCCACAAAACUUGCAUGUUCUUCCUGUGCUUCGGGGGUUUCCUCCGUGUACUCUGGUUUCCUCCCCCAGUCAAACGACAUGUAUUGUAGGCUGAUUGGCAUUUCCAAAUUGUCCGUAGUGUGUGAGUCUGUGUGUGAUUGUGCCCUGCGAUGGGUUGGUACUCCGUCCAGGGUGUCCCCCGUUUUGUGCCCGGAGUUCCAUGGGACAGACUCCAGGCUCCCCUGUGUAGGAUAAGCGGUAUGGAAAAUGGAUGGAUAGAUGUUGAUUACAACAUGUGUCAUGCUUUGCACAUAUUUUUCACUUGCAUAGUAAACCAAAAGUCUAGACUGAAUAGUCUGUCUAGCCUGAGCCUCUGUUUCCAACCUGUGAGCACACUCUCAUUCCCUAAAAUCCCUGCACCUUUUCCUCUUGUCCUCAGUGUUGUUCUCUUGGUUAGCGGAAACCGUGGAUGCGUUCUGACUCGUGGACAGAUGGCCGAGCUCCAGCGAGCUCUCUAGGCCGACACUUCCACUCCACCCACUGUACCAAAGUCAAAAACACACUGCUCCAUUGCUUUUUAAUCACAAUCGAAUGAGCUCCUGUAACGCAGUGACAGUCCGAGUGUGAUAUGGGCCCUAAUGGAGCGCUUCCACACUUCAUUAUGAGAGAAGGAUCAGACCUUGCAGUGUGUGAGAUUCUAAGUGGUAAUGUGCGCAGUUAGUGUUAGUAGCUAUUACCGGGACCAUUUGUUUGGGAUGAUUGUUGAGUAAAUAAUGUUGGGACGGUGCAGGCAUUACUAGCUCACACUGAGAGGGGAAAAGCUUGUUGUAAAUUUUGAAGAAUAUAAAGUGUACGCUCUGUGUGUGGGUGUGUAUGUGUGAGAGAGAAUGUAUGAGGAUGCAGUGGAGCGCUUGAGCUCUACAGGCCACCUUGAGGUCUUUAUUAUGUUAGUAUGGGGUGUUUAAAGCUUUAAAAUUCUAAACAGGAGCAAUGGUACUUUUUGUCAAGUGCUGUCUAAUGAUGUACGAUGAGGAUCAUUGUUGUACAUGUUGAUUUUUAAAAAGACUUUGAUUUGUGUAUCUGAUAUGGUCUGGACAUGUAUUGUUAUGUCAGACUAGUGAAAUAUCAAUGAUUACAGUGUGUCUGGAUCGUAUUAAUCAGACGUAUGUAGUUUUAUGUGUAUUCUACUACUGACUAGAGUUGGGGAUAAGGAUAAUAUCAGCUGCGUGUCUGUGUGAGUUCUUGUGAAUAUGGUUUUACACCUGAUUAGAAACUUCAUAAUAUGUCAAAGAUGUCGGGCAUCUAAGGGAUUGUCCCCAAGUUUCCACACACACACUGAUCAUUUCCUUAACCCCUCAAACUGUCGUCUGCUGCCUGUCUGUCUAAGCAGAAAAACACCUCGAUAUGAGCACCCGAACAUGCUCAUCUAUCUGUUUUUAUUAUUUUACACAUUUUAUCUCAAGUCGUACCUGGCACAGAUGAUAUUCAUCCUCUAAACUUGGUCCUCGCUUCACCUCACCUCUGUAUUUAACUAUGCUAGUGACACUAAAGUGAGCAUGUAUUUCUUACAAAGUGAGGACCUUGUAAAUCUUUUACCUUUUUAUAUUUUAUGGACAAUUCCCUAAAUUCAUUCAUACUCCUAUUUACAUAUUUACCCAUGUCCUUAUUGGUGCACUUUUAUGUUCUCUUUGGUUUUUACAGCUUUUAUGUACAACCCCAAUUCCAAAAAAGUUGGGGCGCUGUGUAAAAUGUAAAUAAAUGUAAAUAAUAACAGAAUGCAAUGAUUUGCAAAGCUCAUAAACCUAUAUGUUCUUCACAAUAGCACAUAAAAAAACAUAGCACAUGUUUAAACUGAGUAACUGUCCCAUUCUAAGAAAAAAAAAAAAGGUUAUUUUGAAUUUCAUGGCCGCAACACGGGGCAAAAAACAGGCUGGAAAAGUAAAUGUUAGUAAAAAAAAACAACAAAAAAACAAAACUGAAUGUUAAUUGGCAACAGGUCAGUAUCCUGACUGGGUAUCUUUGCAUGAUAGAGCUUUAACCAGCGUUUGUGGAUGGUACGGUGAACUGUGUUCACAGACAGUGAGUUCGGGAGGUGUUUCUGAACCCAUGCAAUGAUUUCCAUUACAGAAUCGUGCCUGUUUUUAAUGCAGUGCUGCCUGAGGGCCUGAAGAUCACGGGCAUGCAGUAUUGAUUUUCACCCUUGUCUCUUCCUUGCACACAGAGAUUUCUCCAGAUUCUCUGAAUGUACUGUAGAUGAUGAGAUAUUCAUAGUUUUCACAAUUUUACAUUGAGGAACAUUAUUCUGAAAUUGUUCCACAAAUUGUAGAUUGAUGAACCUCUGCCCAUCUUUACUUCUGAGAGACUCUGCCUCUCUAAGAGACUCUUUUUAUACCCAAUCAUGUUACUGUCCUGUUGCCAAUUAACCUAAUUAGUUGCAAAAUGUUCCUUCAGCUGUUUCUUUUUAGUAACACUUACUUUUCCAGCCUUUUGUUGCCUCCGUCCAAACAUUUUUUGAGACAUGUUGCGGCCAUCAGAUUCAAAAUGACCUUUUUUUUUUUUUUUCUUUAAACCAUAUAUUCACUCCAUAUAAACAAAAGUUUGAUAUGUUUUCUAUGUUCUACUGUGAAUAACAUGAGUUUAUGAGAUUUGCAAAUCAUUGCAUUCUGGUUUUAUUUACAUUUAUUUACAUUUUACACAGUGUCUCAACUUUUUUGGAAUUGGGUUUGUAUUAGAAAGAUAUUGCAAGCAGAUUUUUAUAUCGAUCCUUUAGAUCCAGGUACAGUAGUCGGUACAGUGUGCAAGUAAAUAUUUCAGUUUUGAUUUUGCCCAGUGAUUACUUUGUCUGAAAAAGAGAGCAGGGGUUGAGUAAUACUGUGGAAUUAUUUUUAUUUACUAAAUAUGGAGUUUAGUGCCACAGCAUAUUCAGCUUGUAUGGUGAACAUAAACACUUUGCCAAGGGCUAAUUUUAUUUCGCCUCAAGUCGCAGCUUUAACCAAGUAUAUGUGGUAUAUGUUUUUCUGCUUUUCCACUGUCUCUCUCUUUCCAUUAUUCUUUUCGUUCGGUAUCUUUCUUACUGAAACACUGUAUGUAGAGAACGUACUGCUUUGCCUUGUGAAAGGGAAAAUCAUUACUUUGGAUGUAAUUUUUAUUUCCUCAAUAAAUGAUAUACUUAACUGUACAUUCAAUAAAAAAAACGAAUUUUGUCAAGA
Messenger RNA from Ictalurus punctatus (channel catfish), 9866 nucleotides. RefSeq names its product phospholipase C, beta 3 (phosphatidylinositol-specific) (gene plcb3). The transcript has 36 exons. The coding region runs from base 1174 to 4854 and encodes 1226 amino acids. Lineage: Eukaryota; Metazoa; Chordata; Actinopteri; Siluriformes; Ictaluridae. The record is from RefSeq and is a predicted model, not a curated record. Gene Ontology annotation, biological process: phosphatidylinositol-mediated signaling; lipid catabolic process. Gene Ontology annotation, molecular function: phosphatidylinositol-4,5-bisphosphate phospholipase C activity; calcium ion binding; calmodulin binding.